AUGGAACUAGUAUUUCUCGGUACAGGAAGUAAUAAUCCUACACCACAUCGUGGUGCUUCUUCGUUGGCACUUCGUCAAAAUGGUUUAGUUUACUUGUUUGACUGUGGCGAGGGCACUCAAAUUCAAUUAAUGAAAAGUAAUUUAAAAUUUGGUAGAAUAACAAAAAUUUUCAUUACUCAUUUGCAUGGUGAUCAUCUAUUCGGUUUAAGUGGCUUAUUAUGUAGUUUAUCGUCUGGUAUGACGAAGAAUCAACACGAAAAUGAUGGAACAGAAACUGAAAGUCAAGAUGUGGCACCAAGUGUCAUUCUUUACGGUCCACUCGGAUUGCGAAAGUACGUCGAAACAACUCUGUCACUUUCGAGCUCAAAACUUGUAUUUAAAUAUGAUAUAUAUGAGUUAAUUCCAAAUCCCGAUGAUGGCAUCAUUUUAUCUCAAGAUGAUACCGAUGUUUUGUUCAAAGACUCUCAGACAAAGACAGUAUCUGCGGAAUUUAUUUCUGAUCCUAGUCAUGAAAAAGGUGGUUAUUAUCAAUAUCAUUUAUCAACCGAUGACAAUUGUAAUGUUUAUGCUGUAUCUAUUAAACACCGACUUCCAACGUAUGGUUUUAUCAUCAUCGAAAAUAACCUUCCAGGAAAAUUUGAUAUUCAAAAAUUACAAAAAGAACACGGACUGAAACCGGGGCCGUUUUGUUCAAAAUUGAAAGCUGGUGAACAAGUCACACUAGAGAGUGGUUUAGUAUUAAAACCAGAGGAAUUUGUUGGACCAUCGAGAACAGGAAGAAAAAUUGUUAUUUUGGGUGACUGUUCUAACGCUAUGAACAUCAUUCCAUUAGCAAUGAACUGUGAUAUUCUCGUUCAUGAAGCAACACAUGAUGAUACGUUAAAAGAAAAAGCAAUUGAAUUUGGACAUUCGACACCAUCAAUGGCAGCCGAUGUCGCUGAAAAAUGUAAUGCAAAAUGUUUGUUAUUGAAUCAUUUUAGUCAACGAUACCGUCCGGUUAAACAAGAAGGCAAACUAGAUUCAACAAAUGCAAAAAAAGCUAAAAACGAAGAUACUGAAGACGAUAUAACAACAGAUUUAUUAUUAUCACAAGCAAAACAGUGUUAUCCAUCUCGACCAGUAUUUAUUGCUGAAGAUUUCUUUACUUAUACGUUACAGUUACCAAAAUAG
Molecule: messenger RNA, 1170 nt
Organism: Didymodactylos carnosus
Lineage: Eukaryota; Metazoa; Rotifera; Eurotatoria; Philodinida; Philodinidae
Source: the annotation of a GenBank genome assembly